Molecule: messenger RNA, 2439 nt
Organism: Asterias rubens (European starfish)
Lineage: Eukaryota; Metazoa; Echinodermata; Asteroidea; Forcipulatida; Asteriidae
Product: vesicular inhibitory amino acid transporter-like
Exons: 2
Coding region: 244-1782 (512 amino acids)
Biological process (GO): amino acid transmembrane transport
Cellular component (GO): vacuolar membrane
Molecular function (GO): amino acid transmembrane transporter activity
Source: RefSeq, a predicted model, not a curated record
UUUACCGUCGCAGAACCAUCCGUCGUCGAAAACGAAAAGUCCCUUAAAAGUUCAGUGCACGACGUCACGUUGAGAUUACAGUAGUACGGUAGCAGCCGGUCGCUCAAGAAAGACGGAGAUUGUGUGUGAGCGUCGCGCAGAGAGUUGUUGGCUGCAUUGGCCUAAAUACUCUCACUUUGGCUCUAGAAGUCUUAGAAGAAAGUGGUUUCCGGUGGAUUUGAAAAACCCAGCCGAUCUUUGAGUAUGUCGAGCUACUCUCCGAUACCGGGUUUGGGGGCCCCAGUCGCCAGAAUACGGAAUUUUGUCGGCGGUCUACUUCCCCGAGGUAGACUAGAUGAAGAGCAUCUUCAUUUCGCUAAGUGUGAUUCUACGGAGCUGUCUGUACUGGGUCCGGGGGAAGAUGAAGCGGUACUUACGAAGCAAGGAGGGGCAGAGAAGGGUAAAGUACCCGCCGUGAAUGGGGCCGUGGCACCGGGCUGGAACCAGCAGGCAGCGUCUGCUGCUGGACAGAGAGGUGGAUACGGAGAAGGAAGUAAUGUGAACAUUGUCAAGAAACAAAUAUCUACAUGGGAUGCUGGCUGGAAUGUAACUAAUGCUAUACAGGGUAUGUUCCUUGUUGCUCUACCCUAUGCUGUCCUACAUGGUGGAUACUGGGGCCUUCUCGCACUCGUCACAGCUGCUGCAGUCACAUGCUACACUGGAAAGAUUUUAGUAGAGUGCCUCUACGUCACUGAUGACGUCACUGGUUUGCGUGUGCGCGUGCGGGAGUCCUACGUGGACAUUGCUAAGGAAGUAUGGGGAGACCGUUUCGCUGCGCAGAUUGUACACACUGCGCAGUUCAUUGAACUGAUCAUGACGUGUAUAUUGUACUUGGUGCUGUGUGGAGAUCUCCUUAGUAACAGCUUUCCUACAGAUAAGAUGGAUGAAACUGCAUGGACAAUGCUGGCAACUUUCUUAGUGGUACCUUGCGCUUUCCUCCGGGACCUCAAAGCAGUGUCCUGUUUGAGCUUUGGUAACGCCAUUGUGCACCUGGUCGUCAACGCCAUCUUGAUUGGAUUCUGCAUAAGCUGUGCUGCCAGUUGGCAUUGGAGUGACGUCGCAGUCCAUGUCGACAUCCACUACUUCCCGGUUUCCAUGGGGAUCGUCAUCUUCAGCUACACUUCCCACAUCUUCCUACCCAGCCUGGAGGGAAGCAUGAUCGAACGCAACAAGUUCAACAAGAUGCUCUACUGGACCCACGGUCUAGCCGGCUUCUUCAAGGCUCUCUUUGCUUAUCUCUGCUACUUGUCUUUUGGCCCAGGAACCCGCGAUAUAAUCACAGAUAACCUUCCAACUCAAGGCUUCAGGGCGAUCGUCAACGUCGUCUUGGUCAUCAAGGCACUUCUGUCUUACCCCUUACCCUUCUACGCCGCCGUGGAGCUCCUAGAAAGAGCCUUCUUCAGUGGUCGACCCCGCACGGUGUUUCCGUCUUGCUACGCUCUGGACGGGUACCUGAACGUCUGGGCGGUGGCUUUACGUACCCUUGUAGUCGUGUUUAGCAUGCUCCUAGCUAUUGUCAUCCCUCAUUUCAACCUGUUGAUGGGUCUUAUAGGCAGUUUCACCGGCACCAUGCUGUCUUUCGUCUGGCCUUGCUGGUUCCAUUUAAGUAUUAAAUGGCAUGAGAUUCCUUGGUACCAGAAGCUGUUCAAUAUUUGUGUGAUUCUUUCUGGGUUUGCUGUAGGCCUAAUUGGGAUUAUUUAUUCAUUUGAGGCCCUUUUAAAAACAUACAGAACUGAGCUUUAAAUAAUAAUGUGCGGAUCAAUCAACGCAUCGAAAAGGGUACCCAUGCACGGAAGGACCUGUACAAGUAUACGCGCCCGUUGCCUAUGUCAUGGUAGAUCUUACAAUUGGUUUUAAACAUGUUUUUAUUUCGAGUCAACCUUUCAUCCUUCAUCCAAAGAGUGGUGUUCAAAGAUUGCAUAUUAUGACUUUAAAAGUGGGAAAAAGUUGAUAUUAUGUAAAUUAUGUAAACCAAUUUGGAAAGAAUUAAUAUUUUGAUGAAAAUGUUUACUACUUUUGGAUACUUGGAAAUGUUCGAACGGUUUGGACGGUCCCUGAUGCAAAGGCCUUAUUGAAUUUCUCUGAAAAGGUUCACAAAACUUCGACGAAAAAGUAACCCUCUAAAUUUACGAAAUAUCUGUGAAAACCCGAAAAAACACAAAGAUGAAUUGUUCAAAUAGUUCUUAUCCAAUAUUUUUUAAGGUAAAUAAAUAUGCGAAAGGUGACGUGUGAAACCACCGUAAAGUGUUAUGAAAUUUUGAUUAUGGGAUAAUUUGAGGGUCUUUUGACCUGAUGUUAUGUACGAUACUAUAAAGGUGUCAAAGACUUAAGGGCAGUGGACACUAUUGGUAAUUACUCAAAAUAAUUAUUAGCAUAAAACCUUUCUUGGUGACUAGUAAU